Hyalella azteca is the source of this 4200-nucleotide messenger RNA. RefSeq names its product lipoma-preferred partner homolog. Gene Ontology annotation, biological process: cell-cell adhesion. Gene Ontology annotation, cellular component: focal adhesion; stress fiber. The coding region runs from base 329 to 2038 and encodes 569 amino acids. The record is from RefSeq and is a predicted model, not a curated record. NCBI's taxonomy places the organism in Eukaryota, Metazoa, Arthropoda, Malacostraca, Amphipoda, Hyalellidae. The transcript has 9 exons.
GAGUACGAUAAGCCUCGGUAGGAAUGUGUUUACUUCCGAAAACUCUUAUCUUUUUGGUAAUUCUGGCAUUUCUUGACUCACGAGACUGGGGGAAAAGUUAUGACUUUUGUAAGAUCUCUUCAAAUGUGUUGGAUAGGAAUUCCUAACUCCUGAACCUCCUGAACAGUCCUCACUUCAUGUAUGUAACAGUGUGUUUUCAUCACUGUGUUGCUUUUAUUGUAUAUGAGUAAUAAUUCAUUCCAUGUAUUUUAUUAACGCCUUCUGAGAUAUCUUGGUACUACAAAUAACAAAAAAGCAUAUAUUCCAUUAUUUUAAAUUUGUGGUCAAGAUGUAUGGCAACUCUUAUGGUUCAAUCAACACUAGUGAUAGAGAUAGAAACAUGUUCAACAAAGUUGUUGAUGAGAUAGGAGGAAUGACCCUGAACUCUGGAGACACUGGUGCUCCCCAGCAGUCUCCUGGAGGGGGAAGGGUUGCCCCCAUGCCACCACCUAAGCCUAGGAAGGCAACAGAGAACCACUCGCCCAUGUAUGCAAAUCUAAGCUCAGCCCCCAGCGGGAGGUCAGCUCUCAAUGACUACUAUGCCAUCAAUGCUCCAACUCCAGGCAACAUUGGCAAGGUCUCAGCACGUGUCAAUAUAGCUGCUAUGGGUCCUGCUGCUCACGCCCCUGCCAUGCACUCCCUGAAUGGAGCUCCUGCAGGAAUAUGUGACCCCCUGGCUCCUGGCAAGAUGGGUCGGUCUGAGAGUCGAGCGUACAAUCCUGACGCUACUCCUCCAUCUCACUACACGCCUCCGUCCCCACAACCCGCCCACUCAUACACGCCCACCUCACGAGCUGUGGUGCGCAUGGGUGCACCUCAGCCUCUUUACUCCAACACUAAUAAAGGAGGCGACCCAACCCCUGCUGAUGGCCUGCAAUAUGAUGUCCAGCAACCUGGUCUGUACAGCAACAUUCCUGAUCAUCAAGGUGAUCAUUACCAGGCUUAUCCCUAUGCAAAUCAACAAGGCUACUCCAGCGCCUCCUCUGCCCAGAGAGGCGUUCCAUACGCCUCCUAUGGAGUAGACCAGGACUUCCCCUUGCCUCCCCCCGAGGCUCUGAGUGAGUGCAGGGGAGCCGCCUCCCCAGUCUCGUCUGCAUACUCUGAGCUGCGCAGGUCUUCCCACGAACCUCCCAGCAACACUCACCGCUCCCAUCCCCACUAUGCUCCUACAUCGAGUGUGGGCUACGAGAGCCUCUACGAAGCCAUCAGCCCCCGCCCCCCCAGCCAGAUGUCCACCAGGAGCGCCGCUCCCCUCGCCCCCUAUGGGGCUAACCCGGGCUAUGGCGCCCGCAACCAGCCCCAGUCGAGCGCGGCGGGCAAGGAAGCUGAGGUUGACGCUCUCACGAGUCUCCUCGUGCAGUCCAUGGAGAGCAGCAGUGAUCCAGAGUUCUUUGUCGCGUCGUGCGCAGGUAUUUGUGGCCGGUGUGGUGGCAAGGUGGUGGGCGAAGGCAGCGGCUGCACCGCCAUGGAUCAGGUCUUCCACAUCCGCUGUUUUGACUGCAUCGUCUGCCACCUCCAACUGCAGGGCAAACCUUUCUAUGCCGUCGACAGCAAGCCUUACUGCGAGCAGUGCUAUGUGAACACGCUGGAAAAGUGCUGCGUGUGCACACAACCGAUCCUGGAGCGCAUCCUGCGCGCGACUGGCAAGCCCUACCACCCCGCGUGCUUCACGUGCGUGGUCUGCCACAAAGCCCUGGACGGCAUCCCUUUCACCGUGGACGCCGCCAACCAAAUCCACUGCAUUGACGACUUCCAUAAGAAAUUCGCGCCGCGCUGCAGCGUCUGCCAAGAACCCAUCAUGCCCGAACCUGGUCUCGAGGAAACCGUCCGAGUCGUGGCUCUGGACAGAAGUUUUCACGUUAAUUGCUACAAGUGUGAGGAUUGUGGUUUGCUGUUGUCUUCAGAAGCCGAGGGGCGCGGCUGUUAUCCGCUUGACGGUCACGUGCUUUGCAAAGCCUGCAAUGCUGCUCGCAUCCAAGCUCUGUCCAACGCCGCUUGAUUCAUACUGAAAUCUUAUUGCCCAUCUGGUCCUGAUCAAUGCUUCCCAAACUAUUUCUGUCGUGCCCCACCGUGGAAAGUGGUACAAAUUUCUCAUGGGCACAGCUGGGCUUACAAGCCCCACCAGCACUUGUUGCUCCAACGAAAAGAUCAAUCAAAUAAUUUUGUUCAGCCUUCUUGUGCGUCCAACUCAAAUUGGGUGGCCCCCAAUUUUGUGGGAAACGGAAUUUUGGGAGUCGAAAAAUAUCGGAAAAGACAGACAUUCGACUAUUUCACCCGUGGCUGUCAAUCUCAUUUCUGUUACGGCGUCUCCAGUUGAUGGUUUUUGUUACAUGUGGGAUUUUAUUCACUUUUUUGGACUAAUUUAACUGCCCGUUUUUGCCAAGUACGAUUGCAUUGCUCCGACGCGAGAUUAUGCUCUAUUAAAAGCGGAAAAUUGGCUUUGUUUUCAGUAGUUUCUAUGUAUUUAUUUUGCCCGAGUUUAUAUACUUCUGUGGCUAAGAAAAUUCAUAUUUUUUUAGGUGUUUUACUGUACGAACACCGAGUCAUGAACUUGCCAGCCUUGAAAAUAGGUGCUUAUGAAUGCUUCGAAUUAUAAUUUAAGAUGCUUAUCUCGUGCUAUAAAGCACUAAUUUUAUGUUGGAUGGUACUUGAGGUUUCGAUUCAAUUGUUCAUUCAUCGAUGGAACUAGAUUAAUUUUUGAUUUCCUGUUCCGGGGAAGCAUUUCCUGUGCUUUAAUUCCUAGUGAAAUAACUUGUCAUGGAUUUUUUACUAGUUUGAUGAAUGUGUAUGGAAUGAAGCCGAUCUUUUUACGCCGAUCUAGAGUUUGGCAUGAGCGACAUUGACACAUGGACCAUCCACUGUACUGGGUUGGCAGCUUGUAUUUAACGCAAAACAUGUCAUAUCAUAAUUUUGCUUCAAUUUUUAAGUAUUGCUGUUUUUCUUAGAAUAGACAUUGCAUCGUGAUGGUGCUUGUAAAAAAAGAUUUGGGUCUUGAUUUCGGCUGGCAGUGAUCAUAAUACAUUCAUGUGCUAGGAAAUGCUCACAGAAAAUAUAAAACAAUCAUAGCUCGCGAGGUUAUUAUAGCACAGUAUUGGUGUGCUGAUGUUUUUAAUUGUGAACGAAAAAACGGAUCUCGAAGUUGCUGCCAUACCGCUGUUGUUUUUGUAUCUCUUGGCAGGAAUGGACCAAUUGAAAUUUGCUGUAGUUUCGACCUUAGCGCUGUCAGGUGCCGUGCCCACAACAGGAGUUCGUUUUCUCGUUGUUGAAGAUGCAGGAUUUAGAUUUUUAGGCGUUCCCAUGAAGUGUUGAUUAUAGAGCGUCGGUUGCCAUUUAAAGUUGUAUGUCUUAGCGUUUGCUGUUGUAAAACAACUACAUUCUAUAUUCCGUAUUUGCCAUCUAUAGUUAAUAAGAUGAACUUAUAUUGAUGUUGUUAACAAAGUUUGUUUUGAAUUUAUGCAGUAAAAUUUGUACGGUUUUUGCCAAAGUUGAGCAUUAAAAUAUGUUAAUAUAAUAAGCUUUAUGAUAUUAUUCUAACUGCAACACUAACUAACUUUCCUUUUCCGUGAAAUUGUCUCGAUAUCGUCUAGUUUUGCCUGAAUAAUCAGUUAUUCCUUCGAAUUGUUCAUAUUUAAUUUUUAAUAUUCCUAAUGUUAUUUACGCGUGUUUCUAUAACUAGAGCUCAUCGUUACGACUAUCGUUUUCAUGCUUGCAGUGAAUUUGUAGUCUCUUGUACUUUUAAUUUCGAGGGAGGCUCUACGAUUCACGGAUGACUCAAGAACCUCGCUCAAAAAACAGACAACGGAUUAUCUGACGUAAACUAAAAGUUUUCUGAAGAAAAUUGGCCAUCCACAUGUCUAUGAGGGAGGCUGGUCGUAUUACAUAGAUACGGUGAUAUAUGCACGGUUCAUGCUUUAUAAUCGAGCAAUUCUCUCUUUUUAUUCCAACUAAUAUAAGACUGGGUAAAACCACUUUUUAGAAGGAACCAAAUUGUUGGUUUUACAUAUACGAUGUAACCUGCGACUAUUAGCGAAGUAGGUAGGUAAUAUCCGUCGCAAUUGGUUCUAUGUUUUUGAUAGCAAUUCUUAUGGUUUAACUUGUAUAAUGCUUCUCGACAGUAAAAUUUGAUCAAAAAUAUGUCGAAUAUAUUUUAUGUAGCUGAAA